Molecule: messenger RNA, 3290 nt
Organism: Helicoverpa zea (corn earworm)
Lineage: Eukaryota; Metazoa; Arthropoda; Insecta; Lepidoptera; Noctuidae
Product: WD repeat domain phosphoinositide-interacting protein 3
Exons: 6
Coding region: 120-1166 (348 amino acids)
Biological process (GO): protein lipidation; autophagy of mitochondrion; nucleophagy
Cellular component (GO): cytosol; phagophore assembly site membrane; extrinsic component of membrane
Molecular function (GO): phosphatidylinositol-3,5-bisphosphate binding; protein binding; phosphatidylinositol-3-phosphate binding
Source: RefSeq, a predicted model, not a curated record
ACUUCUGUUGCAAUUGCAAAAUUUGUUGUCAAAUUGCCGCAAAGUUGUGUGUGAAGUGAAGAUAAUUUUAUUGUUUUGCUCCAAGAUUUUGUCCAAAUAUUCUGCGAUAAGGCUGCACAAUGAAUUUAUCGGACGAUAAUACAUUUGGAAAUGGACUUCUAUAUGUAGGAUUUAAUCAGGAUCAAGGUUGUUUUGCUUGCGGAACGGAGAAUGGAUUUCGGGUGUUCAAUAGCGACCCACUUAAGGAAAAAGAGCGACAGAAUUUCGCUGAAGGUGGACUUUCUUACGUAGAGAUGUUAUUCAGAUGCAAUUACAUGGCCUUAGUAGGCGGUGGCAAAACCCCCGUGUAUCCUCCGAACAGAGUCAUAAUAUGGGACGAUUUGAAAAAAGAUUCUGCAAUAUCACUUGACUUCAAUAGCCCAGUUAAAGCUGUGAAACUACGAAGAGACCGCAUUGUUGUUGUGUUGGAGAACUUGAUCAAAGUGUACACAUUCACGGCUCAGCCUCAGAUGCUGCAUGUGUUUGAGACCUGUCAGAACACCCGGGGGCUUUGUGUAGUGUGCCCCAAUAGUAACAACGCUCUGCUUGCGUACCCCAGCCGCAAAACGGGACAUGUGCAGUUGGUGGAAUUGAGUAGUCACGCAGGGCCUAGCACAGCACCAGAGGGACACUUAAUAGCUGCCCAUGAGGCUCCACUCAGUUGCCUGGCUCUGAAUGUUGGCGGCACCAGACUGGCCACUGCCUCUUCCAAGGGUACUCUCAUUAGGGUCUUUGAUACAGCUACUGGUCAAAAACUUGCUGAACUCAGGAGAGGAGCUCAUCAGGCUACAAUUUACUGCAUAAACUUCAACCACUCAAGCACCAAUCUCUGUGUCACAUCAGACCAUGGAACGGUACAUGUGUUUAGUCUAGAAGAUGACAAGUUGAAUAAGCAAUCAAGUUUGGCAACAGUCAAUUUCUUGCCUAAAUACUUUUCAAGCAAUUGGAGUUUUUGCAAGUUUACCAUCCCAAAUGGACCCCCUUGCAUCUGUGCGUUUGGAGUUGAUAAAAGUUCUAUUAUAGUUAUCUGCGCUGAUGGAUCUUAUUACAAAUACAAGUUCAAUGAAAAGGGGGAAUGUACAAGAGAUGUGUAUGCCCAAUUCUUGGAGACAUCGGAAGACAGAUAAACAUGUUAAACCUCAGAGAGGAUGAGAUUAUACAAACUUUCACCAGAAAACUGAGUGUGUAAGUGAGGUUGUCUCCCGUGAGCUCAUAUAAUGCGAUAUUUGUUGAAUGUCUCGUGUGAUUUAUUAGUGAUAUACAACCAGAAAUUUAUAGAAAUAAAAUAAUAUUUGUAGAUGUAAAAAUCAUAUAAUAAAUAUAUUUAUAAAUACAGAAAUAAAUUUAACAUGUAUUUUCAAGUGUAACAUUGGCUAUAGCCAAAAAACUUGGAUGCAAAAAAAUCACAUAUCAUUUGAUCAUUGAACUUCAUGGUGUAAAUCUUUUAGUUAGAUGUUGGAGGCAGACUCAUUUAUAAACACUUAUUGGCAACUAGAACAUUUGGCUGCAUUACACAAGUACCCUACCCUUUAAAACUAUGAUAGGAAUAGAACUUCAGUAGUAAUGUAUUGUACUAGUUGUCCUGGGCGAGAAUGGAUGUAAUAUUACAAAAGCAGUAAGAGUACAGCAUUGUAUGUAACAUAUUUAAUAUUAUAAUGUUGUGGUUGUAGCCAAUUUGUUGUCUUUGCCGGGUGGCAUGUACAUAGACUCCGGUCUGGUCGCGACGGCUUUUUAUCGACAAUACUGCUAAAAGUAGCAUGAGCUGUCUCAUGCCACUGCAAUGAAUUAUUGAGGAGCAAUGAAUCAUGCAAGCAAACAUUCACAUACUUUACCGCACGCAGUUAGAAAUAUCACUAGAAAACACUCAUUCCAUGUAAGCUUGCCAUUAAAAAACGGUAAACGCCUAUGUAAUAUUAAAUGUUCUAAUAAAAAUACUAUAUACAUUUUGUAAAUUUAUAACAUGUAAAACAUUUUUUUGUAGGCAAAAUCAACUUUUUAUAUUGUUACUUUGAAUAACCUUACAUAAAACUUAUAAAAAUGUUUAUUACAAUGUUGAUGUGUUCUCCUUUCUUAUGAUGUUUAUUAAAGAAUAAAUACUUAAAUUCAGUAUAUUUUAUAAACUAAAACGAGUCAUUGAGUUAUUCUGCAAGGACUGUUUUUAAUUUAAAGUAAAAUAGUAGCUUAUUAGCUGCAUGUUACUCAUUCGCGUUGAGAUAUCUUUUGGAUAAUUGGAUUCGUUAAAAUUUAAGACUGGAUCUUUGUUCAAUAUUUGUUAGUUACUUACUAUUACAAUAUUAUUAUCGCAAAAUUGCGCAUUAUGUGUAGAAUUAACUUAAGUGAAUACUACUUUAUUGACAUGUUACAAUAUUAUUUAAUGUAAACUCUUUUCUAAGAAAUCAACAUUUAUAUGAUUCCGAAAAAUUAUAUAGAAUUUGCUGCUGUUUUGUUUGAAAUGAGCAUAACAGGUACAAUUCAAUACAAUGUUUUUUGAAUAAGUAUCUUCACUGUUUCAUUUUACGAUUACUUAUUAGAGACGUGAUAAGUGUGAUACGAAUUAAUUGAUCAAGUGGUGCAAGUAAGACGAACCAAAGAAUGUGAGACAUAAUUUUGUAAAAUAUUGCCUAUGUCAACAAGGCUACUCAAGAGAGUAGUAAGUUAAUGGGACAACAGAUAGGGAUUUUCAUCUUUUGAUUAGCAUGGAUGCUGUAUUCAUAUUAUUUGUGCUAUUAAUAUAUACUACAUGUUUUACCGUGCCUUUUGCUGUUAUAAAUAUUAUGCCAAAUUAAAUACACAGCUUUAGUUUCAUAAUCUUUAGAUCUCGGCGACAAAAUUCAUAUAUUUUACGCGAUUACUUCCAAUUAGCUAUUGGUUUUAACUUCAUCUGUUAUUAAAGUAAAAACAAUUUACCAUAAAAUGUUAUUAAAAUCGAUAGUUUGCUGAUUUUUAUUAUUUUAUAUAUAGGUGACGAGGCUCACAAACAUAUUGCUUUAAAAAUAUUUCUAGAAUGUAAAAAGAUAAUUUUCUUUUGAAUGGAAUUGUGAUUUCUGAUGUUUUGUGCUCGAUACUUUAUGCUCAGUGUUAGACAUGCAAUCCCAGUUCAUUUUAUGUACCUACGACACUCGGUGAUUAGCAGCUGUAGAAUUAUAUUUUUUUUAAGAAUCAUAUUAUUUUUUGUGAUGUUUGUUAACCAUGCAAUGUCCUUUAAUUGUAAUCAAGUAACUUUUUUAAUAAAUUAAGUAUAUUUUUCAAAA